AUGAUUAGCGGACGAUGUUUGCAUACAGCAUCCAAAUCAACAAAUGGAUCAGUAUUAGUUGCUGGUGGAUUAGGUAGCAGUGGUUUUCUCAAUAGUGCUGAAUUGUACAAUUCAUCAACAGGCAGUUGGACAAUCACAGCAAACAUGAGUGUCGUACGAUAUUGGCAUGCAGCAUCCACAUUAGCAAAUGGAUCAGUAUUAGUUACUGGUGGAGCCGGCUCCCCUGGUUAUACCAGUAGUACUGAAUUGUACAAUCCAUCAACAGGCACUUGGACAAUCACAGGAAACAUGAGUGUCGUACGAGUGUAUCACACAACAUCCACAUUAGCAAAUGGAUUUGUAUUAGUUACUGGUGGAGACACUGGUAGUAGUGCUUACAAUAGUGCUGAAUUGUACAAUCCAUCAACAGGUACUUGGACAACAACAGGAAGCAUGAGUGUCGGACGAUAUCAGCACACAGCAUCCCUAUUAGCAAAUGGAUCAGUAUUAGUUACUGGUGGAUACACCGGUAGUAUUUAUCUCAAUAGUGCUGAAUUGUACAAUCCAUCAACAGGCACUUGGACAACCACAGGAAGCAUGAAU
Messenger RNA from Adineta steineri, 582 nucleotides. NCBI's taxonomy places the organism in Eukaryota, Metazoa, Rotifera, Eurotatoria, Adinetida, Adinetidae. The record is from the annotation of a GenBank genome assembly.